AUGCCCACAUGUUGUGUGAUUGCAGAGUUGUUUACAGAGGGUGUCCCACUCUUCGACCUUUCACAACUGCUGGCUUACCGUAAAGGACAUUUCCAAACCGAACAAGUGCUGAUGAAAAUUGAAGAUCGCAGUAUUAGAGAGCUGGUGGCACAAAUGGUGCAGCGAGAACCGGAAAAGCGUCUGACAGCUGAAGAAUAUCUAAAGCAGCAGCGAGGCAAAGCUUUCCCAGAAAUCUUCUAUACCUUCCUUCAGCCCUAUAUGGCACAGUUUGCCAAGGAAACCUUCCAGUCUGCUGACGAGAGGGUGUUGGUGAUUCGUAAGAACCUGGAGAACAUCCUCAAUAACCUGUGCAGUGGCGGGCAGACGGGGAAGACUGAAAAACAGGAGAAGGCAUCUCAAGAGCUUAGUUCAUCCAAGGAGCAAGGGCUGGUGGUGCUGGUGUCAGUGAUCACAUCCUGUCUUCAGACACUGCGUUUCUGCGACUCCAAGCUGGCAGCGCUGGAGCUGAUUCUUCAUCUGGCUGGCCGGCUGAAUGUGGAGAUUGUGCUUGACAGGAUUACACCUUACUUACUGCACUUCUGCAAUGACUCUAUGCCGCGGGUCAGGGCUGAGGCUGUCCGCACACUGACUAAAGUUCUGGCACUGGUCAAGGAGGUUCCUCGCAAUGAUGUCAGUAUCUACCCAGAAUACAUUUUACCUGGGAUUGCGCACUUGGCCCAAGAUGAAGCCACAAUUGUCAGACUUGCUUAUGCAGAGAACAUAGCGCAUUUGGCUGAGACAGCACUGCGUUUUCUGGAGCUGGUGCAGGAGAAUAAUUUGAGCUCCGAACAAGACCUCAAUGGGGAGGACACAGAAGAAACGCUUCACCCCAAUGAAAACUAUGAUUCAGAGCUGCAGGCCUUGCAUGAGAUGGUUCAACAGAAGGUGGUGACUUUACUGAGCGACCCUGAGAACAUCGUCAAACAGACACUGAUGGAGAAUGGCAUCACGCGCCUCUGCGUGUUCUUUGGCAGGCAGAAAGCCAACGAUGUCCUUCUCUCCCACAUGAUCACCUUCCUCAACGACAAGAAUGACUGGCACCUCCGUGGAGCUUUCUUUGACAGCAUAGUAGGUGUAGCAGCAUAUGUGGGCUGGCAGAGUUCCUCCAUCCUGAAGCCUCUUCUGCAGCAAGGCCUGAGUGACGCUGAGGAGUUUGUCAUUUAUAAAGCUCUCAAUGCUCUCACUUGCAUGUGUCAGCUGGGGCUACUGCAGAAACCUCACAUCUACGAGUUUGUCGGUGAUAUUGCUCCUUUCUUGUGCCACCCCAAUCUGUGGAUCCGCUAUGGAGCUGUGGGUUUCAUCACUGUUGUCGCUCAGCACCUAAACAUCGCUGACGUCUACUGCAAACUCAUGCCCCAUCUCAACCCUUUCAUCACACAGCCUAUUAUACAGAUUGAUAAGGAGAUUGUGUUGCUCAGUGUGCUGAAAGAGCCUGUAAGUCGCUCCAUCUUUGACUAUGCACUGCGUUCCAAAGACAUUGGAAGCCUCUUCAGACACCUGUUACUCCGCCAAAAAAAGCGCAAUGGCUCCAUCCCAGAAUGCCCUGUUCCUGAGGAUCCCGCAAUUGCCCAGCUGCUUAAGAAACUUCUUUCACAGGGAAUGACGGAGGCUGAGGAGGACAAGCUCUUAGCUCUGAAAGACUUCAUGCUCAAGUCCAACAAGGCCAAAGCCAACAUCAUAGACCAGAGCCACUUGAGUGAUGGAGCCCACAGCGGAGUCAUUGAUCUCAGUACACUGGGCAUCACUGGCCGACAGGUGGACCUCAUCAAGCCUAAGCAGGAGCCUGAAGACAAGAGAGCUCGCAAACAUACGAAACAGGACUCCAACUUGAAUGAAGAGUGGAAGAGCAUGUUUGGUUCUCUGGACCCUCCCAGCUUGGCGCAGACGCCCUCGACGGUACCUAAUGUUCUAGUUCCGAGCGGUGGUGGGGAGCCCAACGGAACUCUGGCCGGAGAGCGCCUGCGAUCUGAGAGUUCCUCACAGCCUCUUAACCUCCCUCAUGUUCCAUCCUCAGCCCAGAUUCCUGAAGGUGGAGCCAUGCAGCCCAGGAAAACCACAGCACUCCCUACUAUUCAAGUGGUACAGUCUGUAACCGGAGCAUCCACAUACCAACGGCGCAUCACGACAUGCAAGGCAGAGCUACAGCAGCUGGUGCAGCAGAAAAGAGAGCAAUGCAGUGCAGAGCGCAUGGCCAAACAGAUGAUGGAGAGCGCAGAAUGGGAGAGCAGGCCUCCACCACCAGGGUGGCAUCCAAAAGGUCUUCUAGUGGCUCAUCUCCACGAGCACAAAUCUGCCGUGAACCGAAUCAGAGUCUCCGAUGAGCACUCGAUCUUUGCUACAUGCUCCAAUGAUGGAACUGUAAAGAUCUGGGACAGCCAGAAAAUGGAGGGCAAGACGACCACCACACGGUCUGUGCUUACGUAUUCUCGGAUUGGAGGCCAUGUGAAAACACUGACCUUUUGUCAGGGGUCACAUUACCUUGCUGUCGCAUCAGAUAAUGGUUCCAUCCAGCUUCUUGCAGUUGAGGCAAACAAGCCACCCAAAUCACCGAAAGUCCAGCCCUGUCAGACCAGGUUCCUGGAUCCAAAGGAUGAGGGCUGUGCGGUGGAUGUACAUCACUUUAACUCGGGGGCGCAGACGGUUCUGGCCUAUGCCACUGUGAAUGGCUUUUUGGUGGGUUGGGACCUCCGCAGCAAUAGUAAUGCCUGGGCCCUCCGCCAUGACCUGCGCCUAGGCCUCAUCACUUCCUUUGCUGUGGACAUGCACCAGUGUUGGCUGUGUGUGGGCACAAGUAAUGGCACAAUGGCAUGCUGGGAUAUGCGGUUUCAGUUACCAAUUUCCAGCCACUCCCACCCAGCCCGAGCUCGAAUCAGACGCCUGCUGAUGCAUCCACUCUACCAGUCCUCUGUCAUUGCAGCUGUCCAAGGUAACAAUGAGGUGUCCAUGUGGGACAUGGAGACUGGAGACAGGAAGUUCACCCUGUGGGCUAGCUCUGCCCCUCCGCUUUCAGAGAUGCAGCCCUCUCCUCAUAGUGUUCAUGGGAUAUACUGCAGCCCUGCUGAUGGCAACCCUCUCCUACUUACAGCUGGAUCUGACAUGAGAAUCAGGUUUUGGGAUUUGGCCUACCCUGAGAGGUCAUACAUCGUUGCAGGCGGUGCAAACGACUCUCUUCACUGCCCUUCUGUGUUCUACAACCGCAAGAUCAUAGAAGGAACAGAAGUAGUACAGGAGAUCCACAGUAAACAGAAGAGCGGAUCCACUGAGGACACGCCUCGCCGGGGCCCAGAAUCCCUUCCUGUGGGUCACCAUGACAUUAUUACUGAUAUUGCGACUUUCCAGACCACCCAGGGCUUUAUAGUCACCUCCUCUAGAGAUGGCAUUGUCAAAGUCUGGAAGUGAGAGACACACUGUGCCAAGAUGGGACACCGUUUGUAUGAACGUCCGAUCAAGUGCACUGUAAAUUUAGAUAUAAUGCCAAUUAAUAUAAUGAAGUCAUUUAGGAUCAAAUCCAUUUUCAAAAAAUGAAAUGUAACUAUACUAAACAGUGAAAGCCAACAGUGUGUGUGUGCAGUUUGCUUUGUAUGUUUUUGUUUUUCUGUGCAACUGCUUUAUGUGGAUAUCAAGGUCAUAGAAUAUGACCACACUGCAGAAAACAGGACAUGGUGUGGUAAAACAGUGUUUCACACAGUAGUUAGUUACACUUAGUGUUAUUUCUGCACAGCUGAACCCAUGUAGUUUUGUUUCGAGGCCGAAGUGCAAGACAUGGAUGGGGAUGAAACUUCCAUUAUAAUCACUGUGUAAUAGUUAAUGAUAUUACUGAAUAAAUGUAAUGAUAAAUAUGUAUUUGAUUUUUUUUUUGUUAUGUCAGAUUACAUAAGUAAA
Molecule: messenger RNA, 3921 nt
Organism: Sinocyclocheilus anshuiensis
Lineage: Eukaryota; Metazoa; Chordata; Actinopteri; Cypriniformes; Cyprinidae
Product: phosphoinositide 3-kinase regulatory subunit 4-like
Exons: 19
Coding region: 1-3438 (1145 amino acids)
Biological process (GO): protein targeting to vacuole; autophagy of peroxisome; late endosome to vacuole transport
Cellular component (GO): phosphatidylinositol 3-kinase complex, class III, type II; nucleus-vacuole junction; phosphatidylinositol 3-kinase complex, class III, type I
Molecular function (GO): protein serine/threonine kinase activity; protein binding
Source: RefSeq, a predicted model, not a curated record